Molecule: messenger RNA, 2541 nt
Organism: Phycomyces blakesleeanus NRRL 1555(-)
Lineage: Eukaryota; Fungi; Mucoromycota; Mucoromycetes; Mucorales; Phycomycetaceae
Exons: 2
Coding region: 1-2541 (846 amino acids)
Biological process (GO): nuclear envelope organization
Cellular component (GO): nuclear envelope; meiotic nuclear membrane microtubule tethering complex
Molecular function (GO): protein-membrane adaptor activity
Source: RefSeq, a predicted model, not a curated record
AUGAGCAGUGGAUUCAAUCUAGGCCAUUCUCCUCGUAGGCGCGAAACAGAGCACGGUGCAUAUUGUUCAAGUCCUACUGAUGCUGUUGCAGAACGAGCUCAGCAACACGCCUCACACAAAAACCACCAAUCAAUCCAAAAGGGUACACCCAUCCGUGGAGACACCUCAAUCAACAUUGCCACAGCCUUUCAUCAGCAACAGAUGCUUGACGACACUCCACUUACCAAAAGGCUAAGACCGGUCCAACUAUCUCCACAAUGGUCAGACAGAUUCACCAAAAUCUCAAAAGAACACUGGUCAUCGAUUAAUACGAACAAUAACCACAACAAUAAUACUCAAAAUCAUAAUAACGCUAUUACUUCAGCAUCCCAAGAUCAAGAAAUCGAUGCCUUUUUCGGUCACUCAAACACUCCACAACAAUCCCAAUCUCUAUCCCAAUCUUUAUCCACUCCAGAGGGCUGGAACCCUUAUGAAGAAGAAGAAAUGCUAUCCCAACACCCUGAAGAAGAAGCCCGGCGGAGGAACGUGGUAGCCAGCGGAGGAGAGAUUCUGGAUAUUGAUGGAAUUGAUUAUAAUGGCGAACCAGCCAGAACAAAUAAAAAAAGCCAAGCAAAACAAGACAGAGAUGAAGACGACGGGGAAGAUGAAUAUGAUCAAUAUGACGAUAAUCAAAAUCCAGGCGAAUUCGAAUCAAUAAAUCCAGAUGAAGACCAGGACGAGCAAUAUAACGAUGAUAGUGAUCUCGAGGGCGUUGCGUGGAUGAAAUCAAAACUAGCAAAAGUGUACGACAAGGUUCUCUUGAUGGUGUUCGUUCGACUGUUUUGGUGCCUGUGGAUCGUCAAGGAAAUCAUCUCAAGGUGCACAGAAUUGCUUUUACUGAUCGCCGGUCGCGCAAUAAUUCAGCCAUUCACCAAUCUACUCAAAGCUCUUGGAAUCUAUAACCCUUGCCCUGAACCACCUCUUCGAUCAUCCUGGCGAUGGAACCGUCUGGUGCUAUUUAUCCUCAUUCUUGCGGGUGCUCUCAAUGGACUCCUCUCAUCUUUUCCAGACAAUCAAUUCGAACGCACACCAAUCAUCCGUCACGUCCUGGACAAUCAACCCAUCAGGAUCGACAAGUUCCGCACCAUAUGGCCAUUUUUCCACAAAAAACCCUUUCUGGCCGAAUUUAAUACCAACAAAAGUAAAAGUAAAAGUAAUAACAAUAACAGAUAUGAUAAUCAACAAUCACCAGCAGAAACAUCAUUAAUAGAAUCAUCAAUAGCAUCAACAGAAUCAAUACCAUCGCCAUCGCCGUCUCCUUUGGUUAUUCAGGAUCCUGAUUCUAUUCAAGCAUAUAUUUCAAAAGAAGUCGAACGACAAGUCCAAUCAAGACUCCAUCAGGUUCAAUCGAACUCUCGACCGACUAUUGCUACGGUUGCUACGGUUACGGAUGCUACUGUCACAGAUGCUACUACUGCUUCUGUUGGUGCUGCUACUAUUCCUGCUACUACAAUUGCUACUGCUACGGAUGAUACAAUUAUUAUUAAUGGUGCUAAUAGUGAUUAUGAUAACAGUAUCGGAUCAAACUCAGACUCAUUAUUACCGGAAUUACAUUCUUACAUUGACAACCGUUGUGCCAGUCGGACAGAACUCGAAGACUAUGCAGCAGCCCUAGAUCAUGUCCGCCAAGAGAUAAACGACCAACUCAGAUCGACUCUCCAAGAUAUCCCUGCCCAGGUCGAACGCGAGACCGAUCAACUGAGGGCAUCUCUAGAGGUAGCCAAUUACUUGCAAAAUCAUUGGGAAGAAGUCCAGAAGUUACUUGACAACAUUGGAAACAAUCCUCAAUUACUAUCCUCAUCCUCAUCACCAUCAUCACCAUCACAAGACCAACAGCAUUAUAAUCAACAACAAGUCAGACAAAGGCCAGUGCCAUUAAAUCCAUGGGAUACUUUACCAGACUAUGCACUUGCCACCAGUGGUGCUUCUGUGAUCGGUCGCCUGACAUCGUACACCUACACAACUUACCCACAACAUCCAGCCCUGCGGCAGAUUGCGCGUCUGACAGGAAUAGGCACCCGCAAUUACUAUGCGCCGGUUGUUGCCCUGAUGCACGGAACCGAGCCGGGUGCGUGCUGGACUAUGAGUGGGGCCCAAGGUACGCUGGGAAUCCAUCUCAGCCAGCCUAUUCUUGUAAAACACGUGACGGUCGAGUUCCCACCCCCGACCUCGUCGACUGUCAAUCGUACCACUUCUCCACGAGAAUUCGAAGUCUGGGGACUACAAUCGAUUGGUGGAAGUCAAACGAAAAAUAGUGGCAGUAGUUUACUCGGCGGCGUGUUUGGACCAGUGCGCUUUCCGUGGGAUUAUCCGAACCCAGACUCUACUCUGUUGGGAUCAUUCGAGUAUGAUAUCGAGGGAGCUCCUAUCCAGAUGUUUGAUGUCCCAUCUACACAUUAUCUUAUAGCCCAGGCCGUGCUGAUCCGCAUCAGAUCGAAUUGGGGACAUCCCGACUAUACUUCACUAUACAGGGUUCGGAUCCAUGGUUACCCGGAAGAAUAA